CGGUUGUCUUGGGAUUGGCUGCCCUCUCUAGGUCUGUUUUCGGCCCAGACCGCGAGUGACCGGAAAAGGUUCAUUUGUGGCCAUAUUCUGAAAGCAGGUGCAGUGGUGGAAGGAGUGGUGCAGCAUGCAACUGAACACAAACUUGAGCUCAAACUUAGCUCUAUCUUGCUGGUUAUAUGCGAUCGUGAGAUGACUCAUGCCAAAGAUACGCGCGACGGCGGACAUAUGGUGGGGAGACGUCCGUUGCGAAUCAAUGAUCUCGAUUCACUGGAAAUACAAGCCGAGAUAUACUCGCACAGACAACGAGACUCCCGACUAUCCAUGGACGAACGAGAGGAAGAGGAGCUCUUUUUAGACUGUCGCCGCCACGAUACUGUGAGAGGCGUGAUGCGGAGCGUGCAACAGCCCAUAUCAGAUACACCGCUUGUGCUUUUGCGAAUGAGCUAUGACCCAGACGAUAGAAGGAGAGAUCAGGUGCGUCUGGGUCGAGUGCGCAACGAAGAGAAGAACUUCAAUGUUGAGUUUGAAAAGACUGCAUCCUUCAAUGCGCACUGCGAAAAGAUAUAUGACUUUCACAAUCCGAAGUUGACGGAAGAAAUGAGGAGUGUGCUUGGCCUCGAUACUACGUGCGAUACCCUGAUGGUCUCCACGGGACGCCACGUGUACUCCAACGACACCUGCGUGGAGGCCAUCCGCAGCAAACAGAAUCAGCUACUGGCCCAUAACUUCGUUGCCAAAGCAGUGACUGUUCUGAAGGCGGGAGGGAAUGCCUCCAAAUGUCACCAGUACCUCAACGAAGCAUUGAGUGUGUGUCCGAAGUACAUUGAAGCCCUGGUGGCGCGCGGGGCAGUCAACAUACAGACUAACAAGCUCGACGCAGCUAUAAUUGACCUGCAAGAAGCUGUGAAUCAGAAUGUAGAGCACAAGAACGCAGUCAAGUACCUGAGCGCGGCGCUGGUGAAGCGUGCGAAGGGAUUGAUGGAUAUGCACCGUUCACGAGCUUCAGACAAAUCAUCUGGUAUGAACGAGAAAGCACUGGAGAAGGCAAUGAACGACCUUCAACGAGCGCACAAAUUAUGUCCGGACAACCAGGAGACAUUUGAUCUUCUGAAGCUAGCACAGCAUACCAAGUUCGAAGCUAUCCAACAGGAGGCCAAUCGCAAAAAGGCCCUUCUGAAGGCCGCCAUGUCAGCUCUAGAGGAAGAAGCGACAGCAUCUCGAGAGAGGAAGCGCGCACGUCGGAGUGACAAUGACAUACCUAAGACUAAGGGCAAGCGCAGGAAACGAUCUAAGUCUCGAAGUUCACACAGAAAGCACCGCAAAGGGAGGUCAGCCAAACGGUCCAGCUCAGGUAGCAGUGGAGAGGAUUGGGAUAGUUCUAGUACAAGCGAUAGCAGUGACAAUAGUGACUCGGAUAGUGACAGUGACGACGCAAGUAGAGACCAUGGGCGGCGGAAAAAGCGCAAAAAAAGGAAAGAACAGCACAAGAAAUCACGCCGGAGGUGACGUUUCCCAGAAGAUAAAAAAAUAAUGUUCUA
This is a messenger RNA of Sphaeroforma arctica JP610, 1538 nucleotides long. RefSeq lists its product as hypothetical. The record is from RefSeq and is a predicted model, not a curated record. NCBI's taxonomy places the organism in Eukaryota, Ichthyosporea, Ichthyophonida. Bases 190 to 1506 code for a protein of 438 amino acids. The transcript is spliced from 11 exons. Gene Ontology annotation, molecular function: protein binding.